Molecule: messenger RNA, 678 nt
Organism: Quercus robur (English oak)
Lineage: Eukaryota; Viridiplantae; Streptophyta; Magnoliopsida; Fagales; Fagaceae
Exons: 2
Coding region: 1-678 (225 amino acids)
Biological process (GO): DNA repair; telomere maintenance
Molecular function (GO): DNA helicase activity
Source: RefSeq, a predicted model, not a curated record
AUGACAGUUAUUGAUCGUAAGGAAAGCUUGAUAUUCUUCAUCGAUAGGCCAGGGGGAACUGGGAAAACAUUUUUGUAUCACAUAAUAUUGGCAACCUUGAGAAAAGCCGGUCACAAUGCAAUUGCCACAGCUACAUCUGGCAUAGCAGCAACAUUACUCCCUAGUGGAAGAACAACGCAUUCCAGGUUUAAGAUUCCUUUAACUCCCGAUGCUUCAUCUACUUGCUCAAUAAGUAAACAAUCAGACUUAGCUGAACUUAUUAGACGUGCCACCAUAAUUAUUUGGGAUGAAGCCUCAAUGGUGCUAAUUUUGGGUGGAGAUUUUCGUCAAGUACUUCUGGUUGUUCCAAAGGGUAUAAAGGCAAAAAUGAUUGAUGCAUGCAUAGUCAAGUCCCCAUUAUGGAAAGAUGUUAAAGUGUUACAUUUGAAGCAGAAUAUGAGGUCUAUCAACGAUGAAGAGUUUGCUGAGUAUAUACAACACAUUGGUGAAUGGAUUGAACCAUAUAUAAUGGAUGAUUUGAUUAAACUACCCCUUUCAAUGGCAAUGCAAUGGGAGGGUCAGCUUUCUAUAUACAACUUGAUUGAUCAAGUUUUUCCAAGUUUGCAAGAACAUGCCAAUGAUGCAAGGUAUAUGGUUGAUAGGGCUUUGCUAACACCUAUAAAUGAUGUUGUUGAAUAG